AUGUUCGGGCGGGUGGGGCUGCGCUCGACCCCCGUGGGGCUCCGGAGGAUGGGCAUGCGCGCGCCCUUCUGGUCCUACCGCACGCCCGUGACGCCCGUCUCGCUGGCGCUCGCGAAGCCAGACCUCCCCGCCUCUUCCCUCAUCAUCGCCGCCGCCGGGACCUGGAGCCAGCAGCGUGCGGGGGAGCACUUCAUGGGCGCGAUCUGGUUCGGGUACCCCGAGACGCCGCUCUCUGCGCAGGCAAAGGCGCCCACGCGGAAGCGGGGGCUCGCAGGAGUGCUAACACACACGUCGUAG
Messenger RNA from Emiliania huxleyi CCMP1516, 297 nucleotides. RefSeq lists its product as hypothetical. NCBI's taxonomy places the organism in Eukaryota, Haptophyta, Isochrysidales, Noelaerhabdaceae. The transcript has 2 exons. The record is from RefSeq and is a predicted model, not a curated record. The coding region runs from base 1 to 297 and encodes 98 amino acids.